Messenger RNA from Peronospora matthiolae, 240 nucleotides. The record is from the annotation of a GenBank genome assembly. Lineage: Eukaryota; Oomycota; Peronosporomycetes; Peronosporales; Peronosporaceae.
AUGUAUGCCGAUGCCGAUGCGAUCGAUAUCGAUGAUGAUGAUGACGACUAUGCUGGUAUAUUCAGCAUCUCCAAUGACUGCCACAGUUGUGACGACGACGCCCUCAAUGAUGACGACAACGUUCUCUCAUCAGUGCACACGAAGCGCACUGCUGUUGACAAGGAUGAAUCAGCAGAGGGAUUUCUGCUGACUCGCGAAGCGGUUGUCCGCUUUGUUCAAGACUCUUUGCAGAUGCACUAG